AAGCGGUACCUCGGUGUACACCCUCGCGGCGCGUUACGUGUUCUUCAGGACUCCGCGAUCGGCGGCGACGUGCGACCUGGUGAAAUUCGCGGGUGACUGUGCGUCGUCGCGCACCCGCGCGUCAAGCCGUUCGACUCCGGGCGUCCGCGCGCCCUCGCAAGCGCGCUCCUCCACUCGUCGUCGCGUUCUCUUCGCGACCCCCGCCGCGGUACCCCGACACUGACGGCCGCCGACCGCCGACCGCCGUUGCGAAGACGCGGUUCCGACAAAACGUGGAAAAGCGGCUCGUGACUCGCGAUACAAGAGAGUCCGCGAGCGGUGGUGAAUCGCGUUGCGUCGGCGGCGGCGACAACGACGCGUUUUCCGCUUGUCACGCGUCGUCGGAGUGCACGCGAUCCGACCAGCAGUGACGCGAGUGACGGCAGCGAUCCACGGCGAUCGUCGUCGCGGGGAUCCAUCGCGGCGGCGGUGGAGAGCGACACGCGCUCGACUGGCUCGCCCGCGCCGCCAUCGAUCGCGAAGGUCGAGGCUGAAGGUCGCGGAUCGUCAUCUCCGCGGGUUAUCUACGCGCGUCCGCCGAAACUCAGUGAUCCGACCUGACUUUAUCCCGGCGACGUCGGUGCGCGCGCGCUCGCCCACGGAACCGUGGUUCCCGCACGAGCUCCCGGGUUGUUAGUGCCGCUGGUGUGUACCCUAUACGGUGAAUCGAUGACAGACGAGAGGAGAUCGUGGUGACAAUCGGGACCCCGAUACGCGAUGUCGCGGUACAACCGGACACGUGACUGAGGCGGAGCAGCGGCGCGGGAUCCGGCGAGGGAGCCUUCGCGAAGUUCUGAUCGGGGCACCAACAUCGGAGCGAAGAUAGGCGGGGGUGGCCGCCGCGGGUGGAUCGAGCUGGCAGCGGCUGGGUUUCGCCGCGACGUGCUACUAGGAAUAACAAUGUCCUAGCGAAGGCAGGAUCUCGUCUCUAGGCCGAUCCCCCUCAUCCUGAUCCACUUCUCUUCCAGAAACCUUCACACAUACAUACACAUAUCCCGUCGGUCCUGAUCACCAACGCGCGCCGCGUGUGUAUAUAUAUAUAUAUAUAUAUAUACAUAUACACCCGACCUAUCAUCAUCGCGUCCUACACCCGCGCUCGUGCUGCUACAGAUUCGACUGCACACACAUAUAAUCGGCCCCAAGCGCGCGCGCACACAUACGUAUACGUACAUAGACACGGUACACGGUAUAGAGACGUACGUUCGUGUACGCGCGAGAGGAACGUAAAAGAAAGAGAGACUUACACCCACGCACAGACACACCGCUGUUUCGACGCCCCUCUCCCGCUGUGUCAUCCUUUCCGUGUUUCGUUCUUUAUCGUCGAUAGUCCGACGUAUCGUCGCGUCGCGACCUUUGCACGCAGGAAAACGUGGAAACCCGCGCGCGCGGGCGGACACCGGACACGGACACGUUAUCUCGGAGACGGGCGCGCGAGCCUCCCGAAUCCAGCCAAGUCCAAAGUCCUUAAUCCCGUGGGGUGAUCCUGGCCCCGCCCGUACGCGAAGGAACCACACCCCGGCGAGCGAGAGAGCGAGAGACCGCGAGGAGACCGGGAGGAGGAAUUCAGGGUCCGGAUUUAACAGGCUCCCGGUGAUGACAGCGACACAUUGCGGAGGUUAAAGUGCCUGUCGAGAACGGCGAGGAAGUGGCGAGGUUCGUAAAAAUCGGCAUCGGGGGCGUACGAUCCGGGCAGCGGUAGUGGUAGCGGAGCGGCAGGGGUACUAUGGGAGCGGGGGUAUGGGGGGCGGAGGAGGGCUACAAGCCACGGACCUCCGGCGAAGGCUCGAGUUCCAGUGUACCGGAGGAACUUGUUCGCAGGGUCUGCGGUCCCUAAGGCACGACAGCUACCAUGCUACCGAGGAGAACGCCGCUUGUGACGACUACGAGGACAGGAGGACUGACCACGAAGCGAUCCUCGCUUCCGGUCAGCCUACCUGCACAGGCUGCCGGCGAUCGUAUAGGCGCCAGGAGAGCGAAACGGUUGAGAAAAAGGAGACUCUGAAGCGACGCAUGCCCGAAUCGGAUGAGAUCGGUGCGGUGUACCGGAAGCUGCGGCUUUGCCUGGGCCUUUUCGAGCACGCGAGUAAAAACGAUGAAGCGGAAGAGGACGAUGAGAAGAAGAGGCAUCGGUUACGGUGGUGUCGCAGGGGCGUCCGACGAGUCGUGGAAGUGGCGACAAGAGCUCUGCUCCUUGGCAUCGCGCUUCUCGUCACGCCAGGCCUCUGUCAACAAGACGCGGUGCACAUCACGGCUAUCCUCGGAGAGAGUGUUGUCUUCAACUGUCACGUAGAGUUCCCCGGUGAGCACCCAGUGCCCUACGUUCUCCAAUGGGAGAAGAAGGUAGGCGACACGGAGACACCGAUAUACAUAUGGUACGAGUCGUAUCCGACCCACAGUGGCGAAGGAUACGAGGGUCGUGUCUCGAGGGUGAGCGAGAAUUCGCCGUACGGCCAGGCUAGCCUCAAUCUGACGAACAUCCGCGAGAGCGAUCAAGGAUGGUACAAGUGCAAGGUCGUCUUCCUCAACAGGUCGCCCAACAGUCACAAGAACGGUACCUGGUUUCAUCUAGAUGUCCACGCGCCACCCAGAUUCAGCAUAACGCCGGAUGAUAUGAUAUACGUGAAUCUGGGCGAUGCGAUAAUACUCAACUGCCAGGCUGAGGGUACUCCGACGCCAGAGAUCCUUUGGUACAAGGACGCGAAUCCGGUCGAGCCCAACGGUCGGGACGUUGGGAUAUUCAACGACGGCACCGAGCUCAGGCUCUCGACGAUCAAGAACGAGGACAUCGGCGAUUACACCUGCAUCGCCAGGAACGGGGAGGGCCAGAUCAGCCACACCGCGCGCGUCAUCAUCGCUGGUGGAGCCGUUAUUAUGGUGCCGCCGACGAAUCAAACGAAGCUGGAAGGCGAGAAGGUGCAAUUCUCCUGCGAGGCAAAGGCGCUUCCGGGUAACGUGACGGUGCGCUGGUUUCGCGAAGGCGCCCCGGUCACGGAGGUCUCGGCCCUGGAUACCAGAGUGUCCAUCAAGAUGGACGGUAGCCUGGUUAUCAAUCCCGUCAGCGCCGAUGACUCCGGUCAAUACCUGUGCGAGGUCACUAAUGGCAUCGGCGAUCCUCAGACUGCUAGCGCCUAUCUGAACGUCGAGUAUCCGGCGAAGGUCACGUUCACCCCCACUGUUCAGUACCUGCCGUUCCGUCUGGCCGGUGUGGUCCAGUGUUACAUAAAAGCCAACCCGCCCCUGCAAUACGUGACCUGGACCAAGGAUAAACGCCUACUCGAGCCUUAUCAGACGAAGGACAUCGUUAUCAUGAACAACGGCUCCCUGCUCUUUACACGGGUCAAUGAGAAUCACCAAGGCAGAUAUACCUGCACGCCUUAUAACGCCCAGGGCACGCAGGGCAGCUCGGGUCCGAUGGAGGUCCUCGUGCGGAACCCACCUGUCUUCACCCUCGAGCCGGAACCAGUGUACACGAAGAAGGUCGGCGAGACGGUCGAGAUGCACUGCGACGCUCAAGAAGCCGACGGAACGCAGAGGCCAACAAUACAAUGGCAUCGGAGGGAUGGCGGACCUAUCCAACGCAGUCGCGCGAAGACCGUCGGGGGCAAUUUAACCAUAGAGAGCCUUCGACGGGCGGAUUUCGGAUUUUAUCAGUGCGUCGCCUUCAACGAAGUCGCCACCAUCUCAUCCUCGACGCAAUUGAUCGUCGAGGGUACGCAACCCCAUGCACCUUACAACGUGUCGGGCACUGCCACACAAUUCGCGGUAACGCUAAUUUGGUUACCAGGCUAUUCCGGUGGUCCCGAUUACAAACAAGAUUAUACUAUCUGGUAUAGGGAAUCGGGAACUUCGGAAUGGAAGACAAUCCCCGUGACUCCAUCGGGCAGCACAACGGUGACGAUCAACAAUCUCACGCCUAGCACGCUCUACGAAUUUCAAGUGAUCGGAAAGAACGCCCUGGGCGAGGGAAUGCUGAGCAAAGUCAUCACAGUCAGGACGCUCGACAUCCUUGAUUACAAUAGUCUCGUAUUACCGACUGAUUCCACAGGAAACCCCGCGUUUCCGCCAAUCAUACGACCGAAAGGACCAAAGCCAGGUACUCCCCGGAACCUCACGGUGACGGAAAUCAGCAACGGUUUCCUGAUAACCUGGCAACCUCCUGUGGAAAAAGCCCAUCUUAUCCAAUACUAUACUAUCAAGUACAAGACGGACGGACCUUGGAAAACGCUCAACAAGGGCCAAAUACGACCCGAGGAGACCAGUUAUUUAGUGAAGAACCUGGUCGGUGGUAGGACCUACUAUUUCCAAGUGUUCGCCAACUCGGCCACGAAUUACGGCGCGAGCGACCAGGUGAAGUUUCCCGUGCCGGCUCGUGUUAAGCACAAAGCGAUCACCGCGGGCGUCGUGGGCGGCAUCCUCUUCUUCCUCGUCGCCAUCAUCCUCAGCAUAUGCGCGGUGAAAAUAUGCAAUAAACGGAAGAGACGAAAACAGGAGAAAGAACUGCUUUCAGCGUAUAAUAUGGUGGCCUGCCGGGUCACCGACGCCAGGAACGGCGCAGGGCAGGGGCCCCAGGGAACAGUGCCUUUGAAAAAACCUAGAAAAAGCCGAGUACCAGGUUUAACCCUCCUGAAGGAGAUCCUGAGCCCGGAUACCCCGGACUCGUGCCGCUGUCGUCCGCUGGGCAAGAUCUCCCGCGCGGCCGACGGCCGCUUCGUCGUGGCGGACUCGGUUCUCAGCUCGGCCAACAACAGCAUCCUGGACGUCUCCAGCAGCGACGACGGUGGUUUCCUGCCGAAGCAGCGGCUCAAGUCGUCGUGGCGACGCCCGCUGGUCGGCACCAGCCAGCUCAGCCUGAGAUCCGACGGCAGCGGCGUGUCCAUAGGUCCCCUGCCAGCGAGCUGUCACCACGGCAUUGUAAACCCUUUGGCGAGGAUACCGCCCGCGAACGUUUGCACGAUCACGUCACCCAGAUUUCUGGCCAGUUCGCCGAGCGGGGCACAGGUCCCCUGGACACCUUUGUACUUCAGCGAUCUCAGCUCCGUCAAGCAACCAUCCUCCGGCGAACGUUCCUUCCCGACGCCACCUGGCUACCUCCAGCUUCGCAGCGUGCACCAGCGAUACAGCCAGGAGUUACCGUCUCUAAAAGCGAUCCACGCCGAGUCGAGGCGGUUCGUGCCGGUCCAGCCGUUGGCGACGUCCUCGCCGCCGCAACCGGCCGGUCGACCCAGGGCGCGGUUACCGCCGAGACACGCCAGGCACGCGAGAUCGGCACCGGAACUCGCUGCCUCGCCCGACCUGGAGACCUCGCCCGAGAGCAGAUCGAGCAGCUCGGGUUUCGGCAGCAAGAACACCUCGCAGCAGAACCAGAGCUCGAGAAGCGGUAGCACAGUCGCUGAAUGGAGGCCGCCGCCUUACAGACCACCCCCGCCGCCGUUGGUGGGCCGCUGGCUCGAGCUUCAGGAUCAGGUCAAGAUUGGGCACACGCACAUACAAAACGCCGUGGACGCCGGCAGCGUUGACGGCCACUACGAGUUCGAUCCGGUGUCGUGCACGCCGACCCCCACGUCGGCCUCGACGCCUACGCGGGAGGAGAGGCCACCGAUGCAUCAGAUCCAUACAAUUCACGUUCCCCACAUCCAUCAAGUGCACACGGUACAUCAGCAAGCGCCGAGGUACAGCAGAGAGAACAUAGAGGCCCGGGUACAAGCGAUGAAGGCGGAAUUCCAUCAGUUCCGGCAGAGACAGGCGAGAAGACGACAGAGCGCGCAUUUGGAAAGCGCGUGUUGAAGGAAUCGAACAACUCGAAGGCGAUCCGAACGAUCGAUUCAAUUUCAUUGGGGCUGCUGCACCGCGAGUCCAAUGAUCGAGUUGAAACGAUUGGGAUGGUUGCCGAGUUAAAUACAUAACGUGCGAGACAAAAGUAAAUUCUUAAAAGAAGAGCUAAGAGAAGGAAGCUAGAUAUAUCGCUCGCGAUUAGAUUUUGGUACUGGCUUUUGACUACCGUAGAAGAUCGCGCGUUUCAGCACGGCGACGAUAAAAAAAUGUGAUCAUCACCGAAGACCAACCACCGCAAGCACAACGAGGAUCAUCAUCACACGUGAUUCCGCAUUUAGAGGAAGUUUAAGUCAAUUCUAGUAGCUGGACAUCCAUCUACAAAAGAAGGCUGUUAUAAGCAUCAGCUCAGGAUACAUAAGUUUCGCACGACCACGAGACGGGAGCGACGUAGUAGAACCGUACGUUAAGACGAUAAUCUUUCGGAGUUUCGCUCGUUUUACCGAUUAUAAGAGGACCGUUCGAGUAUCCCACGGGGGAAAACAAUCUCGAUAUCAUUUACUCGGGGGGGGGGGGGGGGGGGGGCUAAAUCCAGCGACGUCGAUCGCGCUGGGACGAGAUAAUAGAAAAACGAAGUGCGUUAAACGAAAAAUGUUCGAAUCCGAUUAUUAUUGGUCAUAUCCCGCGUACACCAACCACGCCUAUGUCCGGUUUAGAGGACCGUGAUUUUUAACGUUACUAUAUAUAAUAAUGUAGAGGAACAUACGGAAGGAUUCACGGGGGGACGAAUAGGGGGAGGACGCUUUUUUUUAAACUCAGUGAAACUGUCCUUUAGAGCUAGGAAGUGCGCAGAAGAGAAAGAAACACUCCCGAUUGGCUCAAGGGGAUGUCAUACGUAGCGGGAUUCUCCCCGUUAUUAUCGCGAUCGGGGACGAAAGAUGACGAGAAGGAGGGACAGGAAAGCGAAAGAACGGGAUAGUUACGUCGGCAUGAUACUCCAAAGAAACUGUACCACUGUACAUGCUCCGCGUAUACCUUUUAAAUAUAAGAUUAAAUUUAAUCGUACGCUGUAAGUAAUAAUUAAAAACGAAAGAAAAACAAAAAAAGUAAGAUAAUCGAAGAAUUACCACACACUCACAUAUGGACACGUACACACACAUACAUCAUAUACAGACACAUACAUACACAUAAAGUAAUUAUAUCGAUGAGCAAUGGACUCGAAACGUGAUAUUAGGCCGAAGCUUGCCUCGAGAUUGCUUAAGGACUCACUCGUACUGCACUGCCUGUUUAGGGUUUCGCUAGCGACCCAACAUAUUAUCGGCACAAUAAUUUUUCUUAAGCAACGUAAAAAAAAAAAAACGAGAAUAAGAAUAACGUUCUUCGAAUCUACGCGCGUUCGGCCAAUGUAGCGCGGCGAUUGUGUGUGCGUGUUCACCACGUGUGUCAGCCCGUGUGUGCGGGGUGACACGCUGGCUUUACCGCCUAUCGGCACACCGAAGUUCACCGGUCGUCCUUCUCGAAUUAGAUUAGCGACGCGCGAGCACGCGUAUCGACGAUAAACGACGUCGACCGGACACUUAAAAAAAAAAAAAAAAACAAAGAACAAUGAAAAUCAUUAGGAAAAAAAAAUCUUUCAACUGCCAAUGAUAAGGAGGUCCGACGGUGCGUUCGAUUCAUUUCGUACGAAGCGUCGAUUAAAUAAGUAACAUUAGAGCAAUUAAGUGAAGAACGACGACCGAUAGAGACGCAUGGUCAUCAUCGCCGGAAGGCAAGGUGCGCGCGCGCACACACGCGCCAAUCAAGCCGAAGUUCGUGUGUAAUUAGAGAAACGAAGGAGUUUUAAAACACGGAAGCGUACACGUCACACCUACAUACAUAUAUAUAUAUACACACACACACACGACGGACACGAUUAAAUACAAACACGCUCAUAAGCGACAGAAACGAAACACACAGACGCGCACAUAAUACGAGAAAGAGAGAGAGAGAGAGAAGCGUUCUUCGAGACCCACCUAAUUCUCACCAAACGCAUCGGAUCAUCUUGAAUCACGUGAGAUCGGGGGCCGGUGAUCGCCGAUCGCGACGCGGGGGGGUUCUCGGGCGAAUCUACGGGCUAAUCAGUGUUGAGCUGCGCGACCUAACGCGAGAACGUGUGCCCCUUGGCGAGGGGGUAACCCGGCGGCGCGCUCGUUCCUCUUACCCUUUUUUUCUAAUUUUCUCUACACGUGCGACCGCGAAGGCACCUCCCCUGCACGUGGGAUCGGCCCGGCCCGCGACUCCCGGCGUUUUACUUUCUUUAUAGUACAAACACUUAUUUAUAUAUACGUACAUAUUAUACAUAUUUAUUAUAAAUAUUAGCAAGGGCCCUACUCACGAUUCAACUAUACUUCGACGAACCGUAGACGGCGAGAGGAAGAGGAAGAAGAUGAGUAAGAAGGGAGCGGCGUGGACGUCAUCGAAGCGCUCUAUACAAUUUUCGUUAAGAUGUGCAUGCGUUAAGAUGUGCGUGCGUAACGAAGCCGAAUCCAGACUAGGCGAACAGACGAGCGCGAACAAACGCGAAUGAACAGCUUGCUUCAAUCAGCGCGAGUGUUAAUAUUCGCGAUACCGUUCGCACUUAUCGAACUUGUUCAUUCGCGUUUGAUAUCACGCUCGGCUUGAAUCCGGCUUGACGUGCGAGAAAAGAUGAACGUGCGAGAAUAACGUGUGGACGAGUGAAUGGAGUGCGAACGAAUAUACAUAGAUUAAAAAGCUAGAUCCAGAUCGAGCAAAAGCGAGUGCGAACAAACGUUGAGUGAAUAACUUGUUUCGGUGAUUGCGAAUAUCAGGGAGCACAUGGCGGCGCCAUGUUCGCACUCAUAGAAGCAAGUCCGUCUAUUCUUUCGCGUUUGUUCGCGCGCACGUUUGCUCGGUGUGUUUUCGGUUUUGACACGUGAGCAAAUGCGGUUGUUAAGAAAAAAAAACAGAACAUAAUGUAACAUACACGAUCCCGCAGAGAUAAAAGAAUAAGAAAAAAGAAAUACGAUAAAAGUUAAGAAAUAACGGAGGUGACACGAAAGAGUACCAAUAUUCUAAAGUAAUUCUAAUGGUUGAAUUAAUAAUUUGAUAAUUAAUUGAUAUUGUAAAUCGUAAACGACGUAGCGUGUAGCGUAUUAAUCAACGAGAGCGACGAACGCGGCGAGUAUUCAUUAAUUAUUAUAUCCGCGCGGGAGUAUUACGACGUGAGAUAUAUACAUACGCGGAAGGACGGGGGAGGAGGUGCUGAAGGACUCGCGCCGGCAGAAUGGUACCAAUUUUUAUCGUCAAUCGCGUAAAAUCGUUAAUAUGUUACUAGCGAUAAAACGUAUAUCGGAUGCAUGAGAUGUGUGUAAUAUUGGGGAUGAGAAUAGAUCUCUCCGUCGAGUCAACGUUCACCGUUAGACGUUGGGGAAAACGUUUUUGAUAACGCGAUGAUAAUACACGCUUCGUAAUCGUACAUUAUAGACACCCUCUCCCCCUUCUGGAUGGAUGCAGCAAAAGGAAAAAUCAUGUAAGCGAGAGAAGGCGAUCCAACCAACGGACUUGUAGAUGUAUAAGUAACGUGUAGAUAUAUCAUAGUUAGAUACACACAACGAUCUCAAGAGGUCAUACAGUGUGAACGAUCGCGAUAAUGUACGAGAAUGAGAGAGAGACAGAGAGAAAGAAAGUAUAAGAGAGAAUGAAAGGAAGUAUGUGAGAGAAGAGAACGAAGAAAUGAGAAGUAAAUAAAAAUAGUGAGUAACCAAAAGAGAAAAUUUCGAAUGAUUCUUCGCGUUAUCUUUGAGUCUAUCAGGCAGCGUGGAAGGCUCAUACGAUAAAACGAAUAUGUUCGAAACACGUAUUCGAAAUACGAGGGAAAUGUAGGGAAAUUGUAAGAUUGUGAGAGAAAGUACUGUAUGGUUGUGAGAGAAAGAGAAAGAGAGAGAGACAGAGAGAAAGAGAGAGAGAAGAAAAGAAAAAUAAAAGAGAAAUGACGAUUUCGCUUGAAACGGCAUAUUUAUGGAUAAUAUGGUUGAAUCGUGAAUCUGUUUGUAAAACUUUAUCACCGGUCACGACGGUUUCGUUCGUCCUGUGUUCCUUCUUCGCGACUCGUGUGGAUGAUUUACGUUUGUCAUCGUCAUCGCGCACUUUUUGCGUUCGCGAUAUUCGUCGUUGUAUCCUUCUCCGCGUUGUCGCACACGCGUGUAACUCGCGCGAGGCCGCGAGCGACCGCCGUGAUUCGUGGAUUAAUUAAUUAAUUAAGCGUUUCGUUCGUUAUGUACCUGAAAGCCAGUCGCGGUAUCUCGGCUUAUCGCCCGAGAUCGCUCGAGCGAAAUUCUCGGUGAGCCCUCGAAGCAGGACGUUCGCGAUUUUGGAGAGUCGGCGAUUUUUCGCGCAUCGCGGACCACGUGUGCAACUUAACAUUCGUCAUGCGGCGUACGCUUAUUUCGCUUAAUGAGUUCAUGUACAAACUGUAGAUAGCCAUAAAUAUAUUGCGUAAAUACAUAAAUCGCGAAAGUUUUAGCUAUACUAUUUAUAGCUAUUAUGUCAUAUAUACGAGAGGCGAACGCGCGAUGGCGAUAACCCGUAAUAUUGCAUUAGAUAAUCGCGAAAAAAAUUUACAAUAGCUCGCGAUCUCAUCGUUAAAUCAGCUCGUGUUAAAUUACGAACGCAUUCCGAAUGCAUUUCCCAUGAAACUUUGAAAAUAUUCUCGACGUAGUUCUGCAACGAUAAGUAUUCGAGUCUUCGGCAUAUUUUUUUGAAUUACAAAGAGGCAUAACGGCGACGAUGCUGCUUCGAGGUUGUAGUUUUCGCGCGUGAGAGGUGAUAAUUUGACGUGAAAUUACAUGCUAGUGUCAUAAAUAUUCGCGAUAUCACACGGUUGGAUAUGAUAUCAUCGCAACCUUCGGUCGCGUGUAAGACACGUGCGAGUCGAAUUCAAUGGCUCUCGGGUACUACGUUCUGCUUGGAUCUGCGACCAUCCAUUACGCGCUUCGGCUUAUUUCAGAUCUUGUAUAAUAUAUGAUAUUUUCUUGCAAUAUAACGAAUGUCGAGAACGUUUCCCUUUCGCAAUCGAAUAGCAGAUCUAUGCGCUCUCGUGAAACUUGGUGAAAAGAUCGUCGCGGCUCCAAGCACGGCUCUCAUCUUCAAGUGCUCUCUCGCGCCAUCAUGCACACCGCGGCAACAAAUUGCUGUGUUGCAACAAUAUUUGUUGCGCCGAAAUUGAAUUCGAGGGAAAAAACGAGAUAGAGCAGACAUUUUUUUUCUUUCCUUUUCAUUAUUCUCUCAGUCUACUGUUAAUUUGUUUCUUGUUGACUCAUCAGAAUGUACCUUCACACACACGUAAUUAAUCGUUAAACCUUCUCACCGCCCGACAUCGAAUCGCUUCUACACACGCAUGUAACGUUCUUCUGUACCGUCUGUAUCUUCACUUCCGCUUAUUCUCGACUGUAUCCGCCGUCGGGUUUGUACACGGUACGUUGAACUGUUUCGUUGUCACUUUUGCGAAUGCUCGUUGUUCACCUCCAUUACCCAAGUUUGAUUGAUUGAUCUAUGCUUUCUCGCGAACCCCCCACGAGAACUCCAAGACGUACUAACUUAGGACAAAUUGUAGACAAUUUAUUAUUAAUAAAAUGAAAAAUAAAUCGACAUUUGAAACGAAA
Molecule: messenger RNA, 11468 nt
Organism: Temnothorax curvispinosus
Lineage: Eukaryota; Metazoa; Arthropoda; Insecta; Hymenoptera; Formicidae
Product: protein turtle
Exons: 16
Coding region: 1777-5823 (1348 amino acids)
Biological process (GO): dendrite self-avoidance; axon guidance; homophilic cell-cell adhesion
Cellular component (GO): plasma membrane; axon
Molecular function (GO): cell-cell adhesion mediator activity
Source: RefSeq, a predicted model, not a curated record